This is a messenger RNA of Sphaeramia orbicularis (orbiculate cardinalfish), 5803 nucleotides long. RefSeq names its product E3 ubiquitin-protein ligase NEDD4-like. Lineage: Eukaryota; Metazoa; Chordata; Actinopteri; Kurtiformes; Apogonidae. Gene Ontology annotation, cellular component: cytoplasm. Bases 87 to 3899 code for a protein of 1270 amino acids. The record is from RefSeq and is a predicted model, not a curated record. Gene Ontology annotation, molecular function: ubiquitin protein ligase activity; protein binding; sodium channel inhibitor activity. The transcript is spliced from 28 exons. Gene Ontology annotation, biological process: regulation of dendrite morphogenesis; protein ubiquitination; ubiquitin-dependent protein catabolic process.
GGAGGAGAGGAGGAGAAGAGGGAACCAAACCGGCAGAAGUCAGAAAGUAAGUGAGACUGAACAGAGCUGUGCGAAGUGAGGUGAAAAUGGCACAACGUCUACGUUUGUACUUUGGCUCUGGCCGCAGUAACACAGCCCCGGAGAUACUGGACGGAGAGUCUGACGAACAGCAAACACAUCGUGAUCUGACCAUGACACCCCACAUGCAGUCGCCUCCAGGACCGUGGCCUUUUCAGCAGGAGCCAACUUCACAGCACUUCCCACCCAGAGCGUUUGGGCAGCGCUCGGAGCCUUCACUUAAGCGCAGCUCAUCCAUGUUCAUACCCCAGCUUGCUGCCUACCCUGAGCCACGGCUCACUAAGAGCUCCUCCAUGCACAUCUCCCUACAGCGCUCCAAUGGAUCAAAUAAUGAAGAUUCCAGUAAUCGUGUCGAUGAUGUCCCACCACCUUGUUAUACUCCUCCAAGCCCUGCGCCUCCAUAUUCAGAAGUACGAGCAGAUGUUCCUCAGCAGCCGCCUCCUCCAUAUUGCAGCUCAGAUUCUUUAAACUCAGCAGCUUUCCUUACAGAGCCAAACUUACCAAAACGUAGGGUUUUCAGUAUUGGUUCUAAUGGUCAUACUGUCUAUAGUAGAGGUCAGCCUGGCAUCAGUGUCGGUGGGAUUUGUAUCCAGAGGAAGUCUCCUGAUGGCUGUGACAUCCAACAUUUCCGAAUCCUCCCUUAUGGAGAUACUGGCUGGUCUGUUAAGCAGCAGAGCUUAGAUCUGUCCUCUGGCGUUAAUGGUGGAACACAGAGACUAGUGUUUCAGCUCCAGCAAAAUCAGAACCAGGAUCAGAGCCAGGGCAGGCAACAGUCUGCUUCAUCCCAGGAAGAAUGUACCAAUGUUGGCUUUGCAAGUUCAAGGGGGUGUCGUAUGGUGCGCUACCCCAGAAUUAAGCUUGAGAGAAGCUCAUCUCACCAGAGACUUUAUCAACACAACGAAAAUGACCCAGAUGAUGAAACUACAGAGGAACACCAAACGGACAUGGGUACACAAAGAACGAACACAAGAAGCAGAUCUAAUGGUUGUACUUUCAAAUUCAGUAGGGAUACUCCCAGAAGACAGCCUCAUUUUAAGAUAUAUUUUACCCCUGGUGGAGGUGGAGAUCAAGAUAAGAUUCCUGGAAAUGAUGCAACAGAGAGUAGUCCUGAGACCAGAGAUGAUUUCCUGGGACAGGUUGAUGUUCCUCUCAGUCAUUUGCCGACAGAGGACCCUGCCAUGGAGCGUCCCUACACAUUUAAAGACUUCCUCUUGCGGCCCAGGAGUCACAAGUCCAGGGUGAAGGGUUACCUGCGUCUGAAGAUGGCCUAUCUGCCCAAACAAGGAGGACAUGAAGAGGAGGCAGGAGAGAUGAGGGAGGAGGCUGAGGGUUGGGAUGAAUCUGCAGACUCGGGCUCUCAGCGACCACAGCAGAUGCUGCCACCGUUACCUCCAGGUUGGGAAGAGAAGGUGGACAACUUGGGACGCACCUACUAUGUCAACCACAACAACCGCACAACACAAUGGAAGCGUCCCUCCAACAUGGAUGUGAUUUCCGAAACUGAGAGCGACAAUCAACAGCGGCAGAUCCAUCAGGAAGCCCACCGUGUCUUCCGCUCAAGACGCCACAUCAGUGAAGAUCUAGAGAACGAGCACUUGGAACCCAGGGACAUGGACAAUUCCUGGGAGCUCAUCACAGAAGAGGACCCUAAUGACAGCUUGGCCCAGUCUCUGCCUGGCCCCUCCUCCGUCAUGACACCACAGCACCCGCCAACACCCGUCACCCAGGAGUUCUCUGAGGAUCUGAACCUGAGGCUGUCUCUCACACCUGAUGCCAAUGGAGAAGUGCCAGGACCUAGCUCUGCUCUGAGCCAGUUGUCAAACAGACUGCGUUCCUCUAGUAUGACGGAUGGUGUCAGUGACCAGGCCCAGGCACCUCCUCUUAUGCAGAGUUCCCAGACCAGAAGAACGAGAGCUCAAACAGUCACAGGUGGUGAGGAGCCUAUGUCUCCCACCGCGUACUCCUUGACCACCCCUGGCCUGCCCCCUGGAUGGGAGGAGAGGAAGGACGGCAAAGGAAGAACUUAUUACGUCAACCAUAACAACCGCACCACUACCUGGACUAGGCCAAUUGUGCAGCUGACUGAAGAUGGAGCCAGCACCUCGGCAGCAGCUUCAGGAGGAGCCUCGGCCUUGGCAUCCAUAUCCACCCCCUCCUCCUCUUCCAAUGCCUCCAACAACCACCUCCAUGAGCCCCAAGUCCGACGACCUCGUAGCCUCAGCUCCCCCACUGUCACCCUUUCCACCCCCUUGGAGGGAGCCAACAACAUCCAGGUGCGGCGGGCCGUGAAGGACACGUUCUCCAACCCACAGUCUCCCCAGCCGUCCCCCUACAGCUCACCGAAAUCACAGCAUAAGGCUCAGCAGAGCUUCCUGCCCCCAGGCUGGGAAAUGAGGAUAGCCCCCAACGGACGACCUUUCUUCAUUGACCACAACAGCAGAACCACCACCUGGGAGGAUCCCAGGUUAAAAUAUCCGGUCCAUAUGAGGAACAAAAAUUCAAUGGAGCCUGGUGACCUUGGCCCACUUCCCAACCUACCAGAGGAGCCUGGAUGGGAAGAAAGAGUUCACACAGAUGGACGUACCUUCUACAUUGACCACAAUACAAAGAACACUCAGUGGGAGGACCCUCGCCUGCAGAGUCCAGCCAUCACAGGACCUGCUGUUCCCUACUCCAGAGAGUUCAAGCAGAAAUACGACUAUUUCAGGAAGAAAUUAAAGAAACCGGCCGACAUCCCCAACCGCUUUGAGAUGAAGCUCCACAGAAACAACAUAUUUGAGGAAUCGUACCGUCGGAUCAUGUCCCUGAAAAGGCCGGAUGUUCUGAAAGCACGGCUGUGGAUUGAGUUUGAGUCAGAGAAAGGACUGGACUACGGCGGAGUGGCCAGGGAAUGGUUCUUCCUCUUAUCAAAGGAGAUGUUUAACCCUUACUACGGCCUGUUCGAAUACUCUGCCACGGACAAUUACACUCUCCAAAUCAAUCCUAACUCUGGCCUGUGCAAUGAGGAUCAUCUGUCUUAUUUCAAGUUCAUUGGACGUGUGGCAGGAAUGGCUGUGUUUCAUGGAAAACUACUGGAUGGUUUUUUCAUUCGGCCGUUUUACAAGAUGAUGCUGGGAAAACAGAUUUCUCUUAAAGACAUGGAGUCUGUGGACAGUGAAUACUACAACUCCCUGAAGUGGAUUCUAGAAAAUGAUCCCACUGAGCUGGACCUGAGGUUCUGUAUCGAUGAGGACAACUUUGGACAGACGUACCAGGUGGAUCUGAAGCCCAGUGGCUCAGACAUGGUGGUGACGAACGAGAACAAGAAGGAAUACAUCGACCUGGUCAUCCAGUGGAGGUUUGUCAAUCGGGUGCAGAAACAGAUGAACGCUUUCCUGGAGGGUUUCACUGAGCUUAUUCUCAUAGAUCUGAUCAAGAUCUUUGAUGAAAAUGAGCUGGAGCUACUCAUGUGCGGUCUGGGUGACGUUGAUGUCAACGACUGGAGGCAACACACUGUUUACAAGAACGGCUACUGUCCCAACCACCCUGUUAUCCAGUGGUUCUGGAAGGUUGUCCUGUUGAUGGAUGCUGAGAAGAGGAUCAGACUCCUCCAGUUUGUUACAGGAACAUCACGAGUGCCCAUGAACGGCUUUGCCGAGCUUUACGGUUCUAACGGCCCUCAGCUGUUCACAAUCGAGCAGUGGGGAACACCAGACAAACUGCCAAGAGCUCACACAUGUUUCAACCGCCUGGAUCUGCCAACCUACGAAUCCUUCGAAGACCUGAGAGAGAAGCUCCUAAUGGCCGUAGAGAACGCGCAGGGCUUCGAGGGCGUCGACUAAAGAGACGAUAAAAACAACAGAAAACAGCAGCCACAGACUGCGACUAAACAACCAACGAUAACAAAAAAAAAAAAAAAACACCACAAAACAAAACGCCACAGGGAUGUCCAACAACAACAACAGCUGCCGCCGUAGCAGCUCUGUGCGAGCAUGUUGUACUGUAACGCCUGACUGAGCGCCGCCGACACGAGCACGGCGGUUCCACCGACUGUACAGCGACUUGUCGAGCCGAUUCGCCGACGUCUUUCUAUCUUUUCAGCGUGGGUAGGCGACUCCUUAAAGGUGCUGGGGCUGGGGGAAGAAAGGGAGAGUCAGUCGAACGCCGAGUCCGAUCCACCCACAAGGCAUGAGCGAUAAAUGACGAGCUGCCCCCCCCCCCCCCCCCCCCCCCCCCUUCCCCCGACUCCCUGUACGACUUUUCUGUCCCCUUUUCCCCCCCUGUCGUCCUGUGAAAAUCUACAGUGCUGGAAAACACCAAUGCAUUUCAAUAGCUCCUUUACACUAUAGCACAGUAUUCCAGUGCCCUUCAGUGAGAGGGUCUUAGCAUGGCCUUAAUCUGGCUCCUACAUGCACUAUUUCUGCAAUGGCACUAAUGAUCACAACACUCCUAAAAUCCUUAGACCAACACCAGAUUACCUUAGGAAUGCUAGCCAAUCACCUUUCAGGAAAUCGGCCACGCCCCUCCAUAGAGCCUUGUCUACGUCAGAUGUGUGAUCAGAUAUCGCCGCUGCAGCCUUUUGUAGAAUAACACCUUUGUUUUAACCACUCGGAGGGAGUCAAGAAAGGGGGAUGAAAAAAAAGAAUCCCCAUGGAACAGGAUUUUUUUUUUUUUUAAUUUUUUAUUAAUCAUUGGUAUAAUUCCUGCAGGAAAAUACUCUCGACGUAUUUGUACUGAUGAACAAUGUUGUUUACUAUUUUGACAAUUCUAUAUGAAAUGGUGUGUGAAGUGUAAAUCUGGCUAGUCUGGGAAAAGAUGAUUAAUCCAUAUCAUUUGUUAUUACAGUGAUAGCAAAUGUGUUGAAUAAAAUGGUUUUUAUCGUAGUGCUAUGGAAGCAGCAUGAAACUGUAUCUUGUGUUUGCUUUGACUACAUAGUAAUUGGACGUGUAAUCGGUCUCGAGGGCGGGAUGGGUUCAACUAAAAACGGGGUAGUUUCUCUGAGACGUUUGCAUCAUGAUUAUAUUAAUAUUCUCAUGCCUGUUGCUGUUCAUAAUGCUGUAAAUUGUUCUUGGGGGGAAAAAAAAACAUGUUUUAAGUUCUUUCAUGAUAUAUAAAUAUAUGUAUGUAUUACAUUUAACAGAAGUAUUACUGAUCAACAACACUAAAAUGAAGCUGUGUGUGCGCGGGUGUCUGAGAGAAAAGCUGUGAUUGCCACUAAAUAUAAAACAGCACGUUUUCUUACAAAGAAAAAAAAGUUUCCUUUUUUUAUUCUGUUUUAUUUCUCUCUCUCCUUUUUCUAACACCAUUGAACCUAAAGGGCACUUUAUAGAUCACUCUGAGGUCAUGUCGCCUGUUGUAUGUCUUUUGUCAUUAACUUGAAUGUGAUUCUCUUUUUGUUUUUUGUUGUUUUUUUUCCAUUUGAAGCACUUACCUGGUGCAAUAUAAAUAGUCUGUAAAUCUGGGCUGCUGCUAACAUAGAGAAAGUUGACAGAAGUGAAGAAGAAACUUCACACCCUUUAGUAUUCUCUGAUUCUUUUGUACCUUCCUUCCUUCCUUCCUUUGACUUGUUUCCUUCCUGCUGUGAUCCCACCACUCAAACUGACUCCGUAAAACAUUAGUCCCUUUUUUUCAGAGGAGUUUCUUUUUGUAUUGAACGACAGGAGAUAUCACUUUUGUCAAAACAUUUCACCACUCUGCUACUCUUUGUGGUUCGUUUAAUUUCAGUCAAAUAAAAAUGAAACUUCUC